Periophthalmus magnuspinnatus is the source of this 1817-nucleotide messenger RNA. RefSeq names its product 5-hydroxytryptamine receptor 3A-like. NCBI's taxonomy places the organism in Eukaryota, Metazoa, Chordata, Actinopteri, Gobiiformes, Gobiidae. Gene Ontology annotation, molecular function: extracellular ligand-gated monoatomic ion channel activity; neurotransmitter receptor activity; transmembrane signaling receptor activity. The record is from RefSeq and is a predicted model, not a curated record. Bases 159 to 1469 code for a protein of 436 amino acids. The transcript is spliced from 9 exons. Gene Ontology annotation, cellular component: postsynaptic membrane; synapse; neuron projection. Gene Ontology annotation, biological process: chemical synaptic transmission; regulation of membrane potential; signal transduction.
UACAUCCUCUGCUUUUUGAAACAAACUUAACUGGAAAUGUAAAAACACACUUACUUUACAUACUGCUGAUAUUUUAGUGCCACCAGCAGAAAAUCAAGUGCUCUAGGGUUCUGUUCAUCUUCAUCAGUCUCUUUCUGUGCGUGAACGGGGGAUCUGUCAUGUUGAACUGCACCUCUCCGAACCCGACUGCUCUGCUGCAGGCUCUCAGUCCAGUCUUUGAACUCAACAGCAUCAGACCAGUGUCAAACCUCAGCACACACACUAUGGUCUCUGUCGAAUUUAUCAUGUUUGGCAUUUUGGGGGUGGAUGAAAAGGCCCAGCUUCUGACAACAUUUAUUUGGCAGUUCUUGGUCUGGGAAAAUGAGUUUAUGAGAUGGGACCCAGAACAGUGUGGCUCUGACUGGCUGACGAUUCCAAGAGAAAAACUGUGGGUGCCAGACAUUGUCAUUAAUGAAUUCAUGGAGAAGAAUACAGCCCCAUCGGUCCCGUACGUGUACAUAUACAGCGAUGGAACGGUGCUUGACGAUCAGCCAGUAAAGGUCAUCAGCUCCUGUAGACUCGACAUAUACCUGUUCCCCUUUGACACUCAGAACUGCAGUUUCAGCUUCAACUCCUACAUACUCAAGACUAACGAUAUGCAACUUCAAACCGUUUGGGAAGACGAUUUUAGAAACAACAUCUCUAAAGAGGUCAUGACUACAAUGGGCGAGUGGCAGCUAGUCGAAAUCACAGUGAUGAAAUUAGAACUUCCAUCCAGCACACAAGCAACCUACCAGGAGCUGCGCUAUCAUGUGACCGUACGGCGCAGUCCUACCAUGUACGUAGUGAACCUGCUCCUCCCCAGCUGUUUCCUGAUUGCAGUGGACCUCUUCAGCUUCCUCCUGCCUCCUCAGAGUGUGGACCGGUCCCUCUUUAAGAUGACUCUCAUUUUGGGCUAUACCAUGUUUCUGCUCAUCAUGAACAACCUGCUGCCAGUCACCGGGAACACUAUACCACUGAUGAAUGUGUUCCUGUCCAUGUGCCUGGUUCUGAUGGUGGGGAGUUUACUGGAGACCAUCGUCAUCACAAACCUGCUGUGUGGCUUUGCUAAAAACUCCGCGGCUCCCUGGAUUCUCAGAGUGGUCAUUUUGCAGUUUUUCGGACCUCUCGUGUUGCUUCCACCAAAGCCUAAAGCGAAAGAGGACACAGUAAUUAAAAACCCUGCUGUACAAGUAGUCACGGAUUCAUACAAGAGUCUACAACAGUCUGCCCCCGUGCCCAGGAGCAAGACAGUGGAGGCUCUUCAGGGCUUGGGCAGAGAACUUCACCAGAUCCGCCAGCAGGUGGAGCAGCAGCGCAGUGGCUGUGAGACCUCAGAGGAGUGGUUUCAGAUGGGCUACAUCACAGACAGAGUGAUCUUCGUCACCUACAUCAUCUUCAUAUCAGUUAGCUUCAUCACCAUAGUCAUCAUGUGGGCACAGGGAUCAUGAGGGUUAAUGCCACAACAGGGAAAACCACCAAAAAGGAGCAAAAGUGGGACAAGUUUGGACAUGGAGGGGCAAAUUCAGAAGUUGAAGCUUUUAAGUUAAAUAGAUCUAGUUACAGAGGCUAUAUUUUAUAUUCUAGAGAUUACAUAUAAUUUUUAUUACACAGUUUAUAUAAGAAAUAGGCUAACUUUUCUCAGUUAAUAUUGUUUUUUCAUACUUACCUACAAUAAGGAAAACACACAGAGGAUAUUCUCUACAUUGGAUGGAUGGAGGUGAAAUGGCUGUGCAGAACAACCAAAAGAAGGACAGGUAGAGUCUAUAUAUAACAUACAAAUAUACUACCAGUUAAAA